Molecule: messenger RNA, 2897 nt
Organism: Eleginops maclovinus (Patagonian blennie)
Lineage: Eukaryota; Metazoa; Chordata; Actinopteri; Perciformes; Eleginopidae
Exons: 6
Coding region: 1194-2612 (472 amino acids)
Source: RefSeq, a predicted model, not a curated record
GGUUCCCGCGGGUCCUUAAAAAGUCUUAAAAGCAUUGAAUUUAUGAAUUUGGAAAUAAUACCUUAAAAAGACUUGAAAAAGUCUUGAAUUUUGAUACCUGGGUCUUAAAUUUGUGCAGUAUGUAACUUCUCCGUAUAUCGCAUUCUUUUAAAAAGUUUAAUUUGUCAACCACUAUUACUUUGAUUAAAUAACAGCCUAAAUAAAGAGUGGCGGAACCAAUAAUUGAGAACGAACGCUGCCCCGGGUCGGAAGACGUCACUUUGCUACAGCAUCAUAGCAGCACAGACCAGAGAUAGACAGACCAAGAUACAUUCUGUGGUUAUGGGGAAAUGCAAAUUUAAUGAAGCGUGGCGAGACAAACGAGCAUUUCACUGGGUAAAACCUGUGGAAAACAACGUAUUCAAAGCUUUUUGCACAGUAUGCAAAAAAAAAAUCCAGCUUGGUACCAUGGGCGUGAAGGCUCUAGAGUCUCAUGCUAAAUCAGCCAAGCACAUCAGUUCCAUGAAGGUGAAGGAUCAAACUCCCUCCGUCGCCGGGGUGUUUCAGCCUGCUAAUGUUAGCCAGCUAGCUGAUAAUGUGUCUGAAGUAGCAGGUAACGUGAACCAGCCAGCUGCUAACGUUACUGCUACAGCCCUUCCAGCUACUAGCGCAACGCCCGUUAGUGUGGAUCUGCGCACAGCCUUUGGGUCCACACCAACAAUGAAAGCAGAGGUGUUGUGGACUCUCAACACAGUCGCCAAACAUCAGUCCUACAAUUCAAAUGAGAACGUUUCCGAUCUUUUCAAAUUUAUGUUCCCGGAUUCAGACAUAGCUACCACUUUCACGUGUGGUCCCGACAAAACGGCGUACAUAGCCAAAUUCGGUUUAGCGGUGUUCAUCAAAGAGGAACUGGUGUCCAAAGUCAACAAAUCGCCGUUCGUUCUGAUGUUCGAUGAGAGCCUCAACGAGACUACAAAAAAUAAACAGCUGGAUGUGCAUGUCCGCUUCUGGGACGAGGGACAGGUUCAGUCCAGAUAUUUGGGCUCCCGGUUCAUGGGACAUUCCACUGCACAAGACCUGCUGUCACAUCUCAAAGUAAGCAUAACCUUUUUUACUCUGAAUAUUUCUCAGUUUAUAUUGAUAUCAUUUUUGGGGUAUACACAGUCCUGUAAAGGCAAUGUCACAAUGACCAAUUAGGCACUUCCCUUAACAAUAUGUGCUGCUCAUCUAUUCAUCUUAUCUUGGGUAAUCAAAUGCAGCACUUUUUUCAGGAAUGUAUGGACAAACUGAACCUCAAGGACUUGGUGUCCAUUUCAAUGGAUGGGCCCAGUGUUAACUGGAAACUGUUCGAACUUUUCCAGAAAGAUCAAGCUGAGCAGUACGGAGGUCUUCAGCUCAUUUGUGUGGGGAGCUGUGGCCUACACACGCUACACAAUGCUUUCAAGUGUGGGUUCACUGCAUGGCUGCUGGACAAGUUGCUGAGAGCAAUGCACACAUUGUUUAACAAUGUGCCUGCCAGGAGAGAGGAUUACGUCACCGUAACCAAGUCCAGUGUGUUCCCCCUUUUUUUCUGUGCCCAUCGUUGGGUAGAAAACCUUCCGGUUGUGGAGAGAGCCCUGGUAGUCUGGCCAUCACUUCUUCUGUACAUGGAAGCUGUGAAAACAAAAAAACUCCCUAACCCUGGAACAGGAUCUUAUGACACAGUUGCAGCAGCCAUAAAGGAUCCACUCAUUCUGGCCAAAUUUCACUUCUACGCAGCACUUGCCAGGACCUUCACGCCCUUCCUAACAAAAUAUCAAACAGACGAGCCGGUGCUCCCAUUCCUCUCCAAGGACCUGACCGAAUUGAUGAUAAGUCUACUCAGACGCUUCAUAAAGAGAGAAGUUCUCAACGAUAUCACUGCCCUGCAGCUGACCAAACUGGAUGUCACAGACAAGACCAUCUGGCUCAGCCCACAAAACAUCAGCAUUGGUCUAGGGGAUGUCAUACUGCAGCAGUUUGACAGUCUCCUGUCCUUGGAGAGCCGGAGUGAGGACUUCCUCUACUUUGCUCCCAUGCAGAAGAGGCUGGACAUCUUCCUGAGCAGUGCCAUGGAGCCUUAUCCAGAGCUGUGGGCCUUCUGCAAGAAGCUGCUCAUCCUCUCCCACGGCCAAGCUACUGUUGAACGUGGAUUCUCCAUCAAUAAAGAGGUGGAGUCAGAUCAUUUGCACGAGGACACUGUGGUCACACGGAGGCUGGUGUGUGACUACAUUAUACAACAUGGAGGUGUUACCAAGGUUCCACUCAGUAAACCACUACUGACAAGUGUAGCAAGAGCAAGGACAAGGUAUCGUAUCCACCUUGAGAACGAAAGAAAGAAGAGGGAGGCAAAAGACCAGGCUCUCAAGAGGAAGGAGGCAGAGGACUGUCUGCAGGAGCUGAAGGUGAAGAGGAUACGCGUAAAGGAGGUAUCUGAGGGUCUGGCUAGGGAUGCGGACAGGCUGGCUGAGCAGGCUGAAGCAAAGGCAGGGAGCAAAAUGGCUGACCUGAUCUCCAGGUCCAACCUCCUGCGGAGAGGCCAUAAGGAGAAGUUGGCAGAACUGGCUCUCCUUGAUAAAGAGAUCGCUGCUAAAAGUGAAGAGCUUAGGAGUUGACUUUGAUCUUUAUUUUAUUUAUUGUUAAGUUGAUUUUCUUUGUUUGUUGUUCUGGAGUCUCUCUACUCCCCAUAUUCCCAGCAUGGAAUAAGCUAGCUAAUAAAUAGAUUUGUCACACCUCUGUUUGACUUGUUGUCUGUGGUCUGUGCUGUGAUGCUGUGGUGUUGUACUCACUAUUCACUACUGUGCUGCAAGUUACAUAAUUCUUCCAUAAGGCUUUACAGUCCACAUUUUCACAUUUGUUUGAGAAAUAAUAACGUUAUUAAUCAUAAUAAACACAUUUAA